AUGCAAAUCAACAGCAACUGUAAAGACAUGGGCAAAUGCAAAGGUAAAAGUCUCAUAAGGGAAAGAAGGGUACCGAUUUCAUUAGGAGCGUUAUUGAUUGUUUUGGCAAUUCUUUUAAUCAAAAAAUACAAUAUUUUGUCAUAUAGUCAGAGUUUCACCUUUUUGGGAGCACGUAACUUUGGUUCUGAAAACAACAUCAACAAUAAUAGAAUUUUUAGCAACUUUGAGUUUGAUCCAGCAGAGCGCUUCAACUAUGAGAAAAAUUUCAAGUAUGCCGGCGCAAUCGUGAUAGUUUUAACUAUUAUGGCUAGUUUGGCCAUAGCAUUGUAA
Lodderomyces elongisporus is the source of this 330-nucleotide messenger RNA. RefSeq lists its product as uncharacterized. The transcript has a single exon. The record is from RefSeq and is a predicted model, not a curated record. The coding region runs from base 1 to 330 and encodes 109 amino acids. Lineage: Eukaryota; Fungi; Ascomycota; Pichiomycetes; Serinales; Debaryomycetaceae.